Fomitopsis serialis is the source of this 858-nucleotide messenger RNA. RefSeq lists its product as uncharacterized. Lineage: Eukaryota; Fungi; Basidiomycota; Agaricomycetes; Polyporales; Fomitopsidaceae. The record is from RefSeq and is a predicted model, not a curated record. The transcript has 3 exons. The coding region runs from base 303 to 752 and encodes 149 amino acids.
UUCGGCUCGCUGAAGGACGUGAAGAUGACGAUCGACUAUCCAAUCAAUCUGCAUCUGAGCAAGCUGCGACCAUCUGUCAAGCAUGUCAAAAAGCUGUUAACGCAGUGAUGCGAUAAACGGCGAUCUUCUGAAAUCCCGUCCGUGCAUGCCAGCGUAUAAAGGAGGGGGUAUGCCCGCCACAUCCCUCAGCUCCUCUUCUUUCGAGCCCACCGAGUAGGUUGCCGGCAACCUCGCUCUUUUUUGACGACUCACGUUUAUUCCACCGAAAUCCUUCGCAACGACCCCAGUGCAUACAAAACAUCAUGCGUUACUCUACGCUCGUCUCUACUGUCCUUUUGGCGGCGGCGACAGCUCCCGCGCUCGCUCGCCCGGUCACCGUUCGCGCGACCGAGGAUGCCUCCAUGGUUGAGCGCGACCUCCAAGACGCACUGGUGGAGCGCGGCUGCUACGACGACCUCGUCUCUCGAGACCUCGAGGCGCGUGGUGGUGGCCCUUCAAAGACUGAUAAGGCGCGCGUCGCGUCGAUAGCUCGGUUGAGGCAGGAGCAUCAGGACCGGAUGCGUCAGAAUCCCGGCUUCAUUCGGGAUCCGCCGAGCGCAAUUUGGACCGCGUCUAGGGAGGGUACGCCUCUGCAACAUCCGCGGCCGUACCGCCCGGCGCAGAAAGCCGAAUUCCUUCCCAAGAAACCCCGGGAGUACGACUUCGACGGCGAGCUGUUCGAGCGCGGCUUCGAGGUAGACGAGCUUGACUGAGCGGGCGUAGCAUGAGCGUGGGGCUAUUACGAUGUAUUAUCACCUGUUGUACGCAUCGUGUACGUUCUUGCGUACCACUUAUGAUGUGAAUCGUAACGUGAAGACU